CGUGCUCCAUUUUAUAUAUUCCCUCCAUCCGGGUUCUUCCCAUACCCAAGGGGCAGUUCGCGCAGCCAAUCACAGCCACGAUAUGGAAGUACCCUAUUCAGAGAACUAUAUUUCUAGUCACGGAGCACUCACUACAUCUUCAAUACUGUCAUAAAAAAAAAUGAUAUCUCACUCUGUAUUUCAUGAUGAUCAGAAAACUUUUAAGAAGAAAUCCAAUGAAAAACAUACACUUGAACAUGAUAAAGAAAAUAUAAAUAAAUCCGAUGAUGACAGUGAUUCAGCGCCUGAAAUAGAAUCAUUUCAAAGUAGUCGAAAUAAAGCAUUAAAUUCUAUGAAAAAUGCAGAAGAUGAGGUUAGAAAGAUGAAAUUUCAAACAAAGAAAUUAAGGAGAAAAUACCAUGAAAGAAAUUUAAUGCAAAAAGAGCAAAAGAUAAAGAAAAUAUUAAAUUUGGAAGCUAAGAAAUUACCUCAAAAUAUAUUAGAUGAUAUGGCUACAUUAGAAAAAUCAAAAUAUUCAAGUGAAAAUGUUGAAAAAUCUUUGCCAAAGAAACUAAGACUUUCAAGUGAAAAUAAUAAAGAAUAUUCCAAUAUUACAAAUGAUGGAACUCAAGAAGAAUUCAUCAGCAUUCAUGGAAAUACUGAAUUUAUGGUAUGCAGAGCAAAUAGUUUCGUCAAGAAGCAUACUUCAGUAGCUGAAAGUGCAAAAAAUUGGAAACAUCAGCAACUAUUUGGAAACAAAAACAGAAGAGAAUCUGUGAAGGAUAUGGUGUCAAAGAAAAUAAAGCAGACUUUCUGUGGAAAGGUUUUACGGAUACAAAGUUGAAAAUUUUUAUUUUCUAUUUCAUACAGAGAAAUAAGCUCAUAAUACAACUUAACUGCAUACAGGUAUUGAUUAUUCAAUUGGACUGAAUAUAGUUGAAGUGUAUCUAAAAUAAUACAGUAGUAAGGAAGUAAACAGUAUGUACUUUUGGUAAAAGAUUUUAUACUGUAUAUAAAAUAAAUAUUUUAGUACUGUGUAAAAUGAAAUUUUUAUAUAUGAUCAUGAAAAAAAACAAAAUAACAUUUAU
This is a messenger RNA of Centruroides sculpturatus (bark scorpion), 1067 nucleotides long. RefSeq lists its product as uncharacterized. The record is from RefSeq and is a predicted model, not a curated record. The transcript is spliced from 5 exons. Lineage: Eukaryota; Metazoa; Arthropoda; Arachnida; Scorpiones; Buthidae. Bases 161 to 823 code for a protein of 220 amino acids.